GCAGCACUUGAUGAAAGUCAAGACAUCAUUGCUUCUGUUGAGUGCAUCUUGGACAGAGAAAAUUAUUUUGUGAGGGAGGUGGACAGAUAUUUGAGGCACAAUGAUUUCUUAAAUCUGAGAAAGAAGGAGAUCCUGUACAAGAAAUGGCUUGAGGAUGUUUCAGACCCACUGCUGCAGAAAAUUGAGGACAAAAUGGAGAACCAGUCAAUCGAAGAAAUACGGAAAAGGAAGGAAGAACAGCUCUCUCUAUAUAUAAACUACUGUAAUAAGAAGGGCUAUGUGGCUUUGGAAGUUUAUGACCCAUCCGAGUAUGAUCCCUUCUUCCUGAAGACGUCUACAGACUGCUGGAAGGUUUCAAUACCACCUUUACAGGAUCCUCUGUUAAAAGCCAUUCAAAGAAAGUUUAUUGAGGCAGGCAUUAUCAAGCAGUGUGAGACAGGACAACCGUGUUCUUCCAGAGAGCUGAACGAACUCAGCAAAGCAGAACUGCCACUGCUUCCUUUGAGCCGGCAGCGUAUGGAUGCAGUUGAGUGGCUGAAGAUACCGCACGCCUACAUUGCUAGUGAUGUCCACCGGACGAAGAGGCAGAAGGCCAUCAACCAGCACAAAGAUGGUGGGAGCCAGUGGUGUCACCAGUCUUCCAGCUGA
This is a messenger RNA of Pterocles gutturalis (yellow-throated sandgrouse), 648 nucleotides long. It is a transcript of the gene FAM228B, whose product is annotated as family with sequence similarity 228, member B. The record is from RefSeq and is a predicted model, not a curated record. NCBI's taxonomy places the organism in Eukaryota, Metazoa, Chordata, Aves, Pterocliformes, Pteroclidae. The transcript has 6 exons. The annotation marks the transcript as partial.